AAAUAUUUAUAGACAACCAAUCAACGGGAACAUCAUCGCCAGUACGCCAAUCAAGUAAUAAGCUCAGAAAAGACAUCGCCAGCAAUGCACAAUACUAAUAUGGCCCCGAAUGACACAAACAUGAAUAUUACCGGGAACUCGAGCGACUCCACGGAGACGGGGACAUUGUCCACCUUGGUUCUGACGAUCGUGAUAUGUGAGGCCAUCUUAAUGGUAGUCAUUUGCUGUGGCAACGUUCUGGUCAUUGCGGCUUUUUACAGAAACGCGGCGUUGAGGACGGUCACCAACUUUUUCAUCCUCCACCUCGCAGUUGCGGAUACAUGUGUCGGGGCCACGAUGCCGUUCCACAUCUAUAUCUUCUUUGAUAGACGGAUACUAGGGAACAUUUAUGUUUGUGUGUUUAGGUAUUCGUCCAUUACCGUUACAUUAACAGCCUCAGUCCUGUUUCUUCUCGCCAUUGCUGUCGACCGCCACGUGUCAAUCGUACACCCACUACGCUACCACGUGCUCAUGACGCAAUCAAGAGCCCGGAUAAUCGUCACCGCAGUGUGGCUCUCGUCUAUCGGGUUUGCCUUCGUUAUCCCAAUGGUUUGGCAUAAUUCCUGGGAAGACAUUCCAGACAGGGACUGUGACUUUGGAAAAGUCAUGCCAUGGGUUUAUUUAGCGUGGUUGGUGCCUUUAUUUAUCAUAAACACCCUUGCCAUUCUUGGGCUCUACGGUAGGAUAUUUUACAUAGCUCACGAGCGAGCGCAUCGGAUUCAAAGGUACAAUACACAACCGAGAUUGGCAUUUACUACGAACUUAAAGAUAGCGAAAACAGCAGCCAUCGUGUUAGGACUCUUUAUGCUAUGCUGGUAUCCGUUCUAUUUGAUAACGGCCAUUCAGGUGUACGGUGGGUUGAUAUACUCCGAGACUUGGGAAGAAUGGCGCAGUUACGCCACUAUCUUAGCUAUAGCGAACUCGGCACAGAACCCGGUGGUUUACGCAUUCAGAAUGAAAGCGUUUAGAAACGAAUUCAAGAAACUGCUUCGUAUAAAGCCUUCACAGAAACCAAACGUCGAUUUGGAACGUUCUGUCACUACUCAGGUUGGGGAUGGGAAUGGCAGGGAUGCCAGAAGUGCGUUAGACAAUGGUGCCAGUCACAGCGAAGCAGCGUAACACAAUACAGCCAUGUUGAGAAGGAUAUUCACCUCAUAUGUGCAUGGUAUGAGUAAGUGAAUCCGCCACGCAUAUAAGGUGUAACCCUGUCACAGCUACGCCUCCAGAAACGCCGCAUCUUGUCAUUCUGACAAAUGAGGACAGGGACGAUAAUAGACGAGAACAUACGAGAAUAGAACACUCGCAAUGCAGCCACAUUGUGAAGGAUUUUCGCCCCAUAUGUGCAUGGGAUGAGUAGGUGAAUCCGCCACACAUAUAAGGGGUUAAUGCGAUCACAGCUUCACCUCCAGAAUCGCCGUAUCCUGCCAUUCUGAGAAAUUAAGGACAGGCACGACAUAAAACGAGAACAGGCGAGAAUAAAACACUCAAGGCUAUCUCGGUCACGGUGCUAAUAUUACCUGUUCAAAUUUCCAUUGGAUACAUGCAUUCUU
This is a messenger RNA of Lingula anatina, 1589 nucleotides long. Its product is annotated as adenosine receptor A2b-like. NCBI's taxonomy places the organism in Eukaryota, Metazoa, Brachiopoda, Lingulata, Lingulida, Lingulidae. Gene Ontology annotation, molecular function: G protein-coupled receptor activity. The record is from RefSeq and is a predicted model, not a curated record. Gene Ontology annotation, biological process: G protein-coupled receptor signaling pathway. Gene Ontology annotation, cellular component: plasma membrane.